This is a messenger RNA of Kockovaella imperatae, 2780 nucleotides long. RefSeq lists its product as hypothetical. NCBI's taxonomy places the organism in Eukaryota, Fungi, Basidiomycota, Tremellomycetes, Tremellales, Cuniculitremaceae. The record is from RefSeq and is a predicted model, not a curated record. The transcript has 2 exons. Bases 25 to 2472 code for a protein of 815 amino acids. Gene Ontology annotation, molecular function: protein binding.
CUUUCGGCCAUCACAACAUACACUAUGAGGCCGAUCCUGUCGCGGACCUUUGCUUUGUCCUCCUCGAGCAGGGCAGCCAAGGAGUUUGGCCUGCUCGAGGAGUCUGCCAACGAUGUCCCUUAUCUCGGCUGGCACAAGAGAAAGAUACAAAAAUCGCUCGACUUGGCUGCCAGGAGGCAAGACGCUAUGUACAAGAAGACACUGGGAGUCCGCAGGGAGCAGAAUCGACCGACAACACGCAUACAGUCUGAAUUCUCUGGAUUCGGUAUGUUACCGAGUCCGGAUGAUCCCUUCCGUGCUCGGAACCCUGGAGCACCCCCCAAGCCCGCUGAGAUAGUCGAGCACGAGAUCAGUCAUCGGUUCAAAGCUGGAGGGUACAAGGAUGAUUUCCACCACGACCCCUUCUUAGAUACUUCGGUAUCCGAUUCACUCGACUAUCUCCGUGAGGCCCUGUACCCAUCCCUUCCAAAAGAGGGGCGGCAAGCUCCCAUCGAUCCAGUCAAGGUCAUCGAAUGCUGUCAGCGACUUGGGCCUCCGAUGGUCCUCAUCCGAAAUAAGCCUGAUCAUCCUCGACUUGUCCCCCUGGAUCCAUACGUGGACAAAAUAUUUGAGGUCCUGGUCCCUGUCUACUCUUCAGGUCCUCUUCCGACACCGAUCCAUCAGACAGAGGUCAUCGAAACGCUGGAGCGAUGUCUGAGCCGAGUCAUGUAUGCCCACCUCGAUGCUACAACACCGGAGGCACACAAGAAAUGGCGCAAGAACUUUGCUCAAGCUGCUGAACUCUACGCCAAGGUGGUCAUGUACCAGGCACAGAUCUCCAGACACGAUCCUGCUCGCCUAAACAACCUCUUACGACUGGUCGAUCGUUUCCUCGAUCAUUAUAGCUCCACAUUCAACUAUUACAUUCCCGUGCCUCUGGCCGCAACACUCGUCCUUCUCAUGAUCCAGACCGGAAAUUCAUUUACACCGAGCAAGUCGGGCAGCGAGGACUACAGAGUUGUCUGGCCAUCCCCCGAGGUCGUGGCGGAGAGACUGGAAGGCAUCACACCCGAGGACGUGGCCAACAUUUACUCCUUGCGACCAUUCCCUCCUUUACCCGCCAACCUCGGCGCCAAGCUGAAAGCGAUCUGCAAAGAAGACGACGGUCGACGCUUUGCCCAAGUCUGGCGCCAAUUCCGCGACACCGUUGACGAGCCCAAGCGUUUCAUCUCCAGCGAGCCGGACGAUUACCAGAAGGUGUUCGGCAUCUUUUAUUACCGCCUCACCAAACAUGUCUCCGAGAACCGUCAUUGGCGCGAAUCGAGAUGGCCCAUCCCAAUGAACAAGCUGCGGAAGGAGAUUCUAUCUCGCAUUGACAAGCCAUAUCCCGCUUACGUCCUCCAUGGGAUGCUCUACGCCAGGACCCGCCCUAUCUCCUCCUAUGAACCGCCGGAAGGGGUUGAUCCCAACGUGCCCGUUGACACGGAAACACGUGCUGCACAGCUGGCUCACAUCUGGCAAAUCGCUCAAGAGCCAGAUCACGGCCGCGACGCCAAGUUUUACAGCCUCUAUGUCUCUGCCUUGGCCUCUUUAAACCGUCCAGACAUGGUUUACGACGCAUGGGAAAAGUGUCUGCGGGAGAAAAAGGUUUCCGACUGGCCACCGAUAACCGUUUUCAACCAAGUCCUGGCCGCUCUCCUGAGAUGCCCCGACCUUGGCGUCAAAUGGGCACUAUCCCUCUGGAGACAGGCCUGUGCAAAGUCGUCCUCCAUCAAGAUGGACCACUACACCAUCGCCGCGAUGCUCGAACAUUAUGCAAAGAAGGGUGAGGUCGAGGAGAUGCAGAAAAUCAUCGCAAUUGGCGCGAAGCGUGGCCUCGAGCCCAAUGGCGUCAUCUAUGGCACCUUGAUCAAAGGCAUGUCUCGUGCUGGUCGAUUCGACCUGGUCGAAUCCACGUUGCGCCUCAUGACAGAGCAAGGCAUUGCCCCCAGUCAACGAUUGUUCCCGACCCUAGUGGCGGGUCUCACCCACGUAGGAUUGUUGGAACGCUUGCGAGAGGCGGAAAAAUUGUUCACAGUCGCCGACAAGUUUGGGGUCAAGGUUGAUCUGUUCAGCUGGGCGUCUCUGAUUGGAGGAUAUUUCCGAGGAGGGUGGUCUGAAGAAGGAUGGGACGCUGUCAGACGAAUGGAAGCGGCUGGAGUCAAGAUGAAUCAGACGGCAUACAAUCUGGUGAUACAAGAAGCUGGGAAAAAGGUUGCACGCCGGCACGGGUCCGAGCGGAUUGGGUUGGAGAUUGUGAAGCGCAUGUUGGUGGAAAAGGUGUUUCCAGGUCGUAAAUCGUGGGAACUCCUUUUGGAACCAUUGGUCAAGGCGGAGUAUUGGAAUACGGCUCAAGAAGCCUACACGUUGAUGGAAAAUACGAGGAGCGCGCCAGAUUCACCCUUGUUGAGAAAGAUACAGAAACAUCUCCAGUGGAAGCGGUCUUGGACUUAAUGUAUCCCAAAGAACGACCUCGUCCAUCCAAGUCGGAGGUAGCGAUCAAACGCUGGGAAACAUGAGCGAGAAUCGUUCAAGAGCUAGGCUCACCCCAAUAGCUAAACCGUCUGCCAUACCACUUGCCAAAGAAUGGAAUGAUGACUAUGCUGAGCACCGUCUCGAGUUGGCGUAAUGACUCUUCCCAUUCUUCCUGAAUCAUCGCUGCUUCAUCUUCAGAGUCCCAUUCUGAUUCUGAUGGCAAGGAUGGAUAGUCGGACACGUCGCUAUGGCGUCGAGGAUAUGGGAUGGGCAUGAUUCAAUGGGUG